Ectocarpus sp. CCAP 1310/34 is the source of this 1226-nucleotide messenger RNA. The record is from the annotation of a GenBank genome assembly. NCBI's taxonomy places the organism in Eukaryota, Phaeophyceae, Ectocarpales, Ectocarpaceae.
AUGCAUCGCCCACUCGCAUACCAAGGACAGGACGAUAUUGAUUGAAGCUGAAAGGGCAAUGAGCCGCAAGGGAAGUAGCGCCUCUGGGAUCAUGACUGGCAAGCCUUCCUGGGCUCAGCGAACCGUCACCGUUACGGCGCCGUCUCGGGGAUGCCAUCUCAUCACAAGCGAGAUCGUUCGGCAGAUGCCCGAGCUCAGGGAGUUUAAAGUUGGCAUGGCCAACAUUUUUCUCAAGCACACGUCCGCCUCCAUCACACUCAACGAGAAUGCAGACCCUGACGUGAGGACGGACAUGGAAGCAGCACUCAACGAGAUUGUUCCGGUAAAGUGGCAUCGCGAGAUGUUCACCCACGUUCUGGAGGGGCCGGAUGACAUGACGGGACACGUCAAGAGUUCUUUGGUCGGCGCAUCGAUAGACAUCCCCGUGACUAACGGCAAGCUCGCGCUGGGGACCUGGCAAGGCGUGUACCUCUGCGAGCACAGGGACAGUGGCGGCUUCGGGGGUGGACACGCCCGGAAUAUUGUCGUCACGGUACAGGGCCUUACCAACGAUAGCUGACGCCAAACACUCAGCGGGUCGCGACGAACCAAUCAGAUCAGACUGCUUUCGAUGUGCGAUUUGAGUGGUUCCCAUGUAGUCUCACCACAGAAAGCAGGGCCUCACCAACGAUGGCCGACGCCAUAACAUUCAGCACGGGCGUGACCAUCCAAUCAGAUUUGCGCUUGAUGUGUAAAGCAGCAUGGUUCCCGUGUAGUCUCACCACAGACAGCUGUGUUUUUAUUCUUGGCAGUUGGGGUUUUGCUUGUAUUGCGGAGUUUGUGUACGCGUAAGUCGGCGCUAGUUGCGGCCGGAAAUGGUACCAACUUGCACGUUGCAAUGCCGCCCUCGACGCCGUCCCUAUCGUUGAUUUGUAUUGACACGAAGCACCAAAUGACUUCUUCUGUAAUUCUUGGUUCCUAUGCGGAAUCGGUCUGAGGUUAUGGCAUAAAAAUACAUGUAUGCACUUCGGAGGGGAUCAAAUCUGUUGUGUGCCCCCGGAUGGAAGCUCCUCAAUUGAGAGGCCAAAAACCGUACACGGUGGGCAGGAAACCUGGAGCGAUGACCGUGACUCCCUCUCCCAUUCGGGUAUUGGCAUUGUAUCGCCACGUGCAGUUAUUUUUCUCUGUCUACUCGCGCACGAGAGGACACUUUCGUCGCGACAUACUGGAUAACCGGUCGCCCCGGU